UGGAUCAGCAACAGUUGAUCGUCGGCGUCCAAUCGGUGCAAACAUAGAAGCUAUAGAAGCCUCAAUCCUUUCAAGAAACAAACAGUAUCUGUCUCAAAACAUUCUCAAAAUGAACUCCAUGACCGUCCUCGCAAUCCUGGCCGCCUCGUUGGCCUUCUGUGCUGGCGAUGUGUCGCACUUGUCGCGCAGCUACCUGCCCCCCGUGAGCGGCGCCUAUUCCGGGUACUCCUCCGGCUACUCCUCCGGAUAUCCAUCGUACUCCAGUGGCUCUGGAUAUUAUUCGGGCGGCGUCGGCAGCUACGCCUCGCCGAUCGUCUCUUCGUCCUACAAGAGCUACGCGGUGCCACAGUACACCACCUAUUCGACGCCCUCGCGCACCUAUUUGCCAGCGGACACGGGCUACUCUGGAUACUCGGGAUACUCCGGAUACAAUGGCCUGGACACCAAGUACGGCAGCAACGGCGGCUACGUCUACUAG
This is a messenger RNA of Drosophila takahashii, 478 nucleotides long. Its product is annotated as prisilkin-39. Lineage: Eukaryota; Metazoa; Arthropoda; Insecta; Diptera; Drosophilidae. The record is from RefSeq and is a predicted model, not a curated record.